AUGGCAACCCGCUCCCGGCCGCCCUCUCAAGCCUGCUCCCCUAUUGAUCAGGGAGAGCUGGGACCCUUCCUUCCGCCAGCCUCCCCUGAGCUUGGCAAAGUCUCACUUGAGCGGGUCAUCCACCUUCUCUGGGGGCUCCAAUCCCAAGUCAACCGCAUUGAACAGACCCUCUUGGAACAAGCUGAAAUUAGCCAAGAGGUUCAAACCAACGUUGAAAAUAUCUCACAGACGGUCAAUGUUGUCAAGGAUGGGCUUGCCCAGCUCCAAUCCGCCCGGGGUCCCCAUACCCCAGAAGAACAAAAACCCCCUGCGGUCAAGGAAACUCCCAGGGCCGCGCCCAAAGCCAAGCCUAUUGGCAAGGCUCAACCAUUCCUUGGGGCCCCAGCCCCUAUCAUCUCCACAGGGGCCCCCAGGCGCAACCCCCUCUCCCUUUUCAACCCCUACCCUUCCUUGUCCUUCCCUUUGGGACCGGCUCCAGCCUCCCAAGGACCUCCACCAGCGCCUAUCGUCACCUUGGCGCAGCCUCCAGCCCCCUCCACUGUAAAAGUGGACCACCCAGAUGCCUUCAAAGGCAAAAUUGGCUUGGAGGCCAAGCAAUGGCUAACUUGA
Molecule: messenger RNA, 609 nt
Organism: Rhizoctonia solani
Lineage: Eukaryota; Fungi; Basidiomycota; Agaricomycetes; Cantharellales; Ceratobasidiaceae
Product: Retrotransposon-derived protein PEG10
Exons: 1
Coding region: 1-609 (202 amino acids)
Source: RefSeq, a predicted model, not a curated record